AUCAUGUGAUCGGUUUUAUCAUGUGAUCAAAAGAUAUGGCUCGUCAGCCUUAAGAUUAUUGUAUUGUUAAUUGAUCACGUGUUAAAAAACACCUCAUGAGAUAAAUCGUCUUAUAAAUUUUGUACACCAUAUAACUUUAUUUCAAUUCUUUGUGAAGGAUAACGCCAUGCAAAAGCUUUUAGAAGUCAUAUCCAUAUGUGCCUUAAUUGGCUUGGUCUCGGGUAGCAGAUUCAGUCUGGGAGUUGGCAAAUCUAUGGAUUAUUCUCUUUCUGUCGGACAGAAACAAUGGUUAAUCAGCAAUAAUACUUGGGUUGUUUACAAGCAUCGAUUAUAUCAAACAAGCGAUCAUAGCCUUGAACUAAUAGAUCGUUUGACAAAGCGAGGGGAAGACGCACUAGGAUCCUUUACAUCAUUCAUUUAUGUAUUUAAACCAAAAGGACAUGAUGUUAUUUACAUAAAUAUUAUCAAUUCCUACGAGGGUGAACGUCCCUUUGUCCUCUUUGGUCAAUAUUUUGAAAAUGAGUUCUUAGGAACUGAUUUAAAUGGCAAAGAUGGUGUUGCAAGUGGUUUUCCAACAUUUAACGUUCAAAAAUCGGCAAAUUUGGGAUUUUUAGCGAUGGGAGGUAUCAUGUUCGGAGAUAUAAAUAAAAAACUGGGUACUUGGGGAACGUCUGAUACAAAGGAUAUAAGUUCAGGUCUCGAUUCUGGCCCAUUAGUUUUAUUUAGAGAAGACUCCGACGAUGCAAUGAUAUUAACUCGAUUUAAUGGUUUUAUGGACACAUCGGCACAUUAUAAUUUAGAUAACACAGGGCAGGGCUCUGUCUCAUGGGGAGUAAUGGGGGGAGUAAAAAAGAUCCCCAAAGAUUAUACGUGUUGGUUCAUCGCUUAUCAUUCAGAGCAUGGAAUAAAAGAAGCCAUAGAAGGAUGGGGCGAUAUCAUGCGUAUGAAAUAUAAGAAAACACCAGCAUAUAGAGAAAGUGACUUGACAAACAACUAUAUAGGCUAUUGGACGGAUAAUGGCGCUUAUUACUAUUAUAAAACAGAAGAUGGAAAGAAUUAUCAACAAACUAUGCUUGAUAUUAAGAAAUACGCUGAUGAUAUGAAAAUACCAUACAGGUAUAUUCAAUACGAUUCCUGGUUUUAUAAGAAGGGACCAAACAGAGGAGGUGUGAUUGAGUGGUAUAAUACACCUGACAUCUAUCCAAAUGGUAUGCAAUAUAUCUUUAAUCAGACCACCUGGACAGUUUCGGCUCAUAAUAGAUGGUGGUCAUCAAAGACGGUCUAUGCUAAAGAGAACGGCGGAAAAUACAACUUCCAUCUGGAGCCUUAUCACGAUCUCGCUAUACCUCUUGAUCAACAAUUCUGGACAGAUUUGUUUUCAUUCUCAAAAACUUGGGGCCUAACUGUCUAUGAACAAGACUGGUUAAAUAAAGAAUUUAACACCUUAAAUAUUACAACAGAGAAUGUUCGUGUUGGUGAAACAUGGUUAAAACAAAUGGGAAAAGGCGCUAGAGAGGCCGGUGUAAAUAUUCAAUACUGCAUGAGCCCUUCUAGAGUGGCUUUACAAGGAGUUGAAAUACCAGUAGUUACUCAAGCCAGAGCUAGUAAUGAUUACCUCUCUACACCUGAUCAGUGGAGAAUAGGAAUUUCCUCUCAUAUCGCUGAUGCUGUCGGUAUUGCACCUUUUAAAGAUAAUUUCUGGACUGCUUCCGUUCAGCCUGGAAAUCCUUACGAUAAAACCGAACCUCACCCGGCCUUACAAUCAAUUGUAGCUACCCUUAGCACUGGACCAGUUGGACCAUCUGAUAAAAUCGGACUAUCAAAUGUAUCGCUUAUCAUGAGAACCUGUAAUGCAGAUGGUUUAAUAUUAAAACCAAGUUUUCCUGCCAAAGCUAUAGAUUUACAGAUAAAAAAAGCAGCCUUUAAAGGAUGGGGCAAAGAAGAGAUAUGGACUACUCAGUCUAUCAUUUCAGGUCAUCGUUUUGGAAUUAUCUUAGGAGCGGGACUACAGCAUACAUAUACAAUCAAUUCUAAAUCUGCUAAACUUGAAAAAUUGCCAUUAAGCGUUUUAUAUAAAUACAAUAGUGAUAGGAUUGAGAAGUUUGGUUCUACCGAAUCAUUAACACUUGAUAACAAUUGUACACUAGAAAACUUUUGCUUAUACUAUACGAGUCCUAUUAUCCAGGAUGGAUCGAAUACGUUGGCUAUCCUUGGAGAAUUAAAUAAAUGGGUUCCCAUUUCUCCGAAAAGACUACGAGAGAUCGCGUUUGUUGGAAGUAUUCCUUACCUAAUCAUAGAAGGGGCUGUUGGAGAGAAAGUUACAUAUUCAUUCUUAAUAAACAAUAAACUAAUUUCAUUGGACUGCGUAAUACCACCCAAUUUUUGCGGGGCUGGACAAUUGAAAGUGCAAAUAUCUAUUGACGGUAGCUAUUCUAUUAAUAUUGGUAAAGAUGUGUGGUUGAGGAGUUCCCCAACUGAAGUUGCUUUCAAUGGACAAAUGCAUAGCGUGGAAAAUGGCCGUUUGAGCACACCCGAUGUCCGAACAUCAUUUGGGAAAGAUAGUUUGGGUCGUUACACUAUUGAUAUAUUUAGCUAUCGCAUAAAAGAUCAUCAAUUAUACUAUAAAGUUUUUAUUAAAUCAUAUACGCAAUCAUCCUUUUACUUGUUCGGCCAAAAAUUUCAUGGCGAUUUUUACGGAUGCAAUGUUAAGGGUAAAAACAGUGUGGCCUCGGCUUUUCCCUCAUUUCGGGUGGAUUUAAAUAAUACCCUAGGAUUUCUAGCAAUGGGAGGAAUAAUGGUUGGUGACACCGAUAAGCAACUGGGAAAAUGGGGAACAAUUGAUAUGCAUAGAAUAAACUCAGGUUUAGAUUCCGGUCCAUUGGUUUUAUUUAAACAAAAUAAAGAUGAUGCUUUAAUAAUUAGUCCUUUCAGCAAUUUCAUGGACGUAUCAGCUUAUUACGACUUGGACGAAAAAGGUCAAGGAAAAGUUUCUUGGGGACUUAUGGGCAGCAUACAGAAAAUACCAAGUGAUUAUGAAACAUCAUUUAUUAUCUGCUAUAAUGAGAGUGGUAUUAAAGAAACAAUUGAAAAAUGGGGUAGCACGCUUAGAAAAUAUUAUAAUAAAGACUAUAGCUAUAUGAAAAGUGAUUUUGUAAACAAUUAUAUAGGCUAUUGGACUGACAAUGGUGGUUAUUAUUAUUAUAAAACGGAGAAAGACAAGAAUUACGAGAAAACAGUCCUUGACGUUCAAAAAUAUGCUAAUGAAAUGCAAAUACCCUAUAGAUAUGUUCAAUAUGACUCUUGGUGGUAUCAUCAAGCGCCUUUCCGUCAAGGAGUCACCGAAUGGACAAGCAAAUCUGAUGUUUUCCCAGAUGGACUCGUAGGCAUGUUCAAUAAAACAGGUUGGACAGUGCUAGCUCAUAAUCGUUGGUGGUCUCCAAAGACAAAUUAUGCCAAACAAAAUGGAGGAAAUUAUGAUUUCCGUUUAGAAUACGAUACUAAUUUAGCGUUGCCUCUUGAGGAGAGGUUUUGGACAGAUUUAAUGAUAGAAGCCAAGAAAUGGGGCUUAAGGGUUUACGAACAAGACUGGUUGAAUAAACAAUUUGAUGAGAUGCAUUUCACAACUCGUAACGUAGGAAUCGCUAGGAAGUGGCUAUUACAAAUGGGACGAGGGGCAAAUAAGGCUGGCAUUAACAUUCAAUAUUGCAUGAGUCCUUCUCGAGCGGCCUUGCAAAGUAUAGAGAUUCCAGUUGUUUCCCAGAUCCGAGUAAGUCAAGAUUAUCUAUUAGAUUCGGAACAAUGGAGAAUUGGAAUAUCAUCUCAUUUUGCUUAUGCUUUAGCUUUAGCCCCAUUUAAAGAUAACUUUUGGACAACUUCAAUCCAAUCAGAAAAUCCUUAUCAUAAAGAAGAGCCUUAUCCAGCCUUAGAAUCUGUCGUAGCGACAAUAAGCACUGGACCGGUGGGACCUUCAGAUAAAAUCGGAUUAUCAAAUGUCACUUUAAUAAUGAAAAGCUGUAACAAUGAUGGAUUAAUUUUAAAGCCUAGUGUUCCGGCCAGAUCCAUUGACCUAAUAAUUAAGCACACUGCAUUUGAAGGUGCAAUCGGAGAAGAAAUCUGGACGGCACAUUCGACAAUAUCUAAUUUCAUAUUCGGAAUUAUUUUAGCGGCAGACUUGAAAGAGAUGUAUUUAUUGGAUCCACAAGCUUGUAAAUUUGGCAAAAAAUUUCCGGAUAGCAUCGUUUAUCAGUACAAUAGUAAGUUAAUUGGAAGAUUUGGCUCAACAACGUCUAUUGUUGUAGAUAAUUCCUGUACCCGCAAAACUUUUUGCCUCUUAUAUACAUCCCCAAUUUUUGAAUUAAGAGAUUCAAGGGUUUCCCUGCUAGGAGAGUUAUCUAAAUGGGUUCCUAUAUCUCCUCAGAGAAUAGAACGAAUAGAGCAAACGGAGAAUGAUAUCCUUUUAAGCAUAAAAGGAGCGUAUAACGAAUUGAUCAAUUUUACUGCCAUGGAGAAUGACAAAACGUUUGUUAUAACUUGUAAAUUAAAUGAGAGUUUAAAAGCGAUAAUUAGUAUUAGACGACGACUUUGUUUAUACUAG
Dimorphilus gyrociliatus is the source of this 4594-nucleotide messenger RNA. The record is from the annotation of a GenBank genome assembly. Lineage: Eukaryota; Metazoa; Annelida; Polychaeta; Dinophilidae.